AUGUCACAAUUCCCGAGCCUUUUAAGGAAUUCGCGUGUUGUGGGCCUUUAUAAAUCUGCUUCUGAUAAAGGUUCUGCUGCUGCUGCGGACCUGAUAAAGAACAAAUGGUACCCAGUAGAUCAGGUAGUAGGCACCACUGCUGCUUCAUUCCAUAAACGUAACUGGGGUUUGAAAAGUCCUAUUCCUCGCAAACACAAGUCAUUGUAUCUUAAUGUAUCUGCUCUGGAUAGUGAAGUUGGCCUGGCCCAGUUUGAUGGAAACACAGGAUUUCAUCGCAAACUGCAGAGAUUUAGAGAGAUGCAAGUGCCAUUAGAAUUGGCCAAGCUUACUGAUGCCGAUAGCCAUUUUAAGGCCAAUUCCAAGAAACUAAAGAGCAUUGAGUCAUUGACUAAGAAAGAAGUUCGUGACAUGAACUUGUCCAGUGUCGACAAGCGUUUAGCAUUCAGAGAAUACCUAGCUAAGACUAAAAAGAUCUCACCAGAUGGCUUCCGUACAUCCAGUGCGGAUUCUAGAGAGACGGUGGCUUCAUUUUUGGGACUAGAUCCUGGAUCCACAGUUCCUUUUGCACACAACUAUCGUCAUAAAAUGGCCCUUGGUCUUAGUUAUAAGCUCAAGGGUUCGCUCAUUAAUACACCUGAGGGCAUCCGAACGACAAAGCCCGUUCCUGGUCGUGUUUUGGACAAAACCUACAGCGGUGUUGUCGGUAUUGGUGGAUUCGUCUCCAACAGUACAUUGGCUCCAGGUAUGGUUGAUCGAACCAAAGCUCACAAUUUCAUCAUCAACAAGGCCAGCAUGGACGACCGUGGUCACGUUUCUUUCUCGGUUAUUGCUGUUGAUGCUAUCCGCCCUGCCUCGAGAACUAAGCUUGCCAAUGUUGAGUCUGUUUUGCGAGAUCAGCCUAUCUCCAGAAGAUCGCCAAAGUUGUUUAGCGAGUAG
Sugiyamaella lignohabitans is the source of this 936-nucleotide messenger RNA. It is a transcript of the gene MRP51, whose product is annotated as mitochondrial 37S ribosomal protein MRP51. Gene Ontology annotation, molecular function: structural constituent of ribosome. Gene Ontology annotation, cellular component: mitochondrial small ribosomal subunit. NCBI's taxonomy places the organism in Eukaryota, Fungi, Ascomycota, Dipodascomycetes, Dipodascales, Trichomonascaceae. The record is from RefSeq and is a predicted model, not a curated record. The coding region runs from base 1 to 936 and encodes 311 amino acids. The transcript has a single exon. Gene Ontology annotation, biological process: mitochondrial translational initiation.